CCACUAUAUAAAAUUUAUUUGCACCAACAACAAAAAAAGGUACCAAAUGAAAUACUCUGCCAAAUUCAUCUUCUGUUAAAAAUGGCGUGUUUCGCAUGGUCAUAAUUGGAGUGAGGAAAAAAAAAAAAAAAAACAGAAUGUCACAAAAAAAAAUCAUCUCUUUUCCAGUUUUCCUUUGUUAUUCCUAACUUGUCUGUAAUAACUACCGAAUCUUCUUCUUCUUCUUAUUAAUGUUCAACAAAAUUCGACAUUUUUGGGUCUAAUCCAGCUCAAAAGUUUACGUUUUUAUUUGUGUGUGUCGGUCUGUAAGAGUUAGUUCGAUUUCUUAUCCAAGUAAAGGGGUUUCAUUGGCUAAAAUUGACAAUCGGGGCGGGCCCUAGAAGAAAAUAUGAACUGUCAAUUGUAGCAGACGGUUCGUGAUUCAUCGUUUUCAUGGCCGAUUCGAUUUCCGAUUUCCCCAUGAGGGUUUGUCGUUGAUAUUAACGCCUCCCCUGGAUUUCCAUAAUUUGCCUUGUUUAGUUCGUGUUAUGAUGGAUCUUUGAAAGCUAUUCCCUUUUUUUUGGGUGUCGAAAUCGAGAAUCUGAGAGUUGUUGUCACUUGAAGAAUCUGGAUUCUGGAAGGCUGUUGUUGGUGUGUUAAAUGUUGGAUUGGAAGAUGAAUCCAGGGCCGUAGCUAGGAGACGAAGGGUUUGUUGUAUAUUUGCGUUUGAAAAAUCUCGGUUUUUGUUGCUUUAGAGAUUGUUGGAGAAAAUAUGGAUCUUGUGAUUGGUGGAAAAUUUAAGCUUGGGAGGAAAAUUGGUAGUGGUUCCUUUGGAGAGCUUUAUCUAGGUAUAAAUGUUCAAACCGGAGAAGAAGUUGCUGUCAAGCUGGAAUCUGUGAAAACUAAGCAUCCCCAACUCCACUAUGAGUCGAAGUUGUAUAUGCUGCUUCAAGGAGGAACUGGUGUUCCUAACCUCAAGUGGUAUGGAGUUGAAGGGGAUUACAAUGUAAUGGUUAUUGACCUUCUAGGUCCUAGUCUUGAAGACUUGUUUAACUACUGUAAUAGAAAACUCUCUUUAAAAACCGUUCUCAUGCUUGCGGACCAGCUGAUUAACAGAGUCGAGUUUAUGCAUACUAGAGGUUUUCUUCACCGUGAUAUUAAACCUGACAACUUCUUAAUGGGCCUUGGUCGCAAAGCAAAUCAGGUUUAUAUCAUUGAUUUUGGAUUGGGGAAGAAAUACAGAGACCUUCAGACUCACAGGCACAUACCGUACAGAGAAAACAAAAACCUCACUGGAACAGCUCGGUAUGCAAGUGUGAACACUCACCUUGGAGUCGAACAAAGUCGAAGAGAUGAUUUGGAAGCACUUGGUUAUGUGCUGAUGUAUUUCCUCAAAGGGAGCUUACCCUGGCAGGGAUUAAAAGCUGGGACAAAGAAGCAGAAGUAUGACAGAAUUAGUGAGAAAAAAGUAGCAACUCCUAUAGAGGUCUUGUGUAAAAAUCAACCGUCUGAGUUUGUUUCGUACUUUCGUUACUGCCGGUCUCUACGGUUUGAUGACAAACCUGAUUACUCUUACCUUAAGAGGCUAUUCCGCGACUUGUUUAUUCGAGAAGGUUAUCAGUUUGAUUAUGUAUUUGACUGGACAGUUCUGAAGUAUCCUCAGAUUGGUUCCAGCUCUGGUUCUAGUUCACGGACACGGAAUCAUACAACUGCAAACCCGGGCUUAACUGCAGGAGCUUCUCUCGAAAAACAGGAGAGGAUUGCUGGAAAGGAGACUCGCGAGAACCGGUUCUCGGGUGCAGUAGAGGCUUUCUCAAGAAGGCAUCCGGCAACUUCUACUACUCGUGAUCGCUCGGCAUCAAGAAACUCCGUUGAUGGGCCUUUGUCUAAGCAUCCGCCUGGUGACUCAGAAAGACCACGCAGUUCCUCAAGAUAUGGAAGCUCUUCGAGGAGAGCAAUUCCGUCAAGCUCUCGACCAAGUUCCGCAGGUGGACCAAGCGAUAGUCGAUCCUCUAGCCGUCUGGUGACAUCAACUGGAGGAGUCGGAACAGUAAGUAACCGCGCAUCAACAAGCCAGAGAAUCCAAGCAGGAAACGAAUCCAGGACGUCGUCUUUUUCGCGUGCUGCUAGAAACACUCGAGAAGAUCCAUUAAGGAGGAGCUUAGAGCUUCUCACUCUCAGAAAAUGAAACCUGACAAACAAGAAAGUCAUUAUUAUACGUACAAUCCAAAAGAACAAACAGACAGAUAAUCGUAAGAGAAUCUGCGUAAAGAUACAUUACAAUGUUCCAUAUAUACUUUAUAUAGUUUAUUUUGUAUAUGUAAAACAGUUAUAGAAGCCGAAAUUUCUUCAUCAUUGGCAGAUGACGCAGACUCAAAGUACACUUUUGUUGGUAAACAAAUUACUACUUCGAUCUAUCUGUAAUGAAAAAAAAUAUAAC
Molecule: messenger RNA, 2419 nt
Organism: Arabidopsis thaliana (thale cress)
Lineage: Eukaryota; Viridiplantae; Streptophyta; Magnoliopsida; Brassicales; Brassicaceae
Gene: ADK1
Product: dual specificity kinase 1
Exons: 14
Coding region: 752-2167 (471 amino acids)
Cellular component (GO): cytoplasm; nucleus
Molecular function (GO): ATP binding; protein kinase activity; protein serine kinase activity
Source: RefSeq, marked reviewed